Messenger RNA from Impatiens glandulifera, 1017 nucleotides. RefSeq names its product UDP-D-xylose:L-fucose alpha-1,3-D-xylosyltransferase MGP4-like. Gene Ontology annotation, molecular function: glycosyltransferase activity. The transcript is spliced from 4 exons. Gene Ontology annotation, cellular component: Golgi apparatus. The record is from RefSeq and is a predicted model, not a curated record. Bases 1 to 1017 code for a protein of 338 amino acids. NCBI's taxonomy places the organism in Eukaryota, Viridiplantae, Streptophyta, Magnoliopsida, Ericales, Balsaminaceae.
AUGUUCCUCACAAAAUUAUCACGAUCCAAGUUCCCUAACUUCAUCGUGAUUUUCUUUACCGUAUCUCUCGUCCUUCUCGUGUUAGGACUAAGCCAAUUUGUGUGGUUCGGGACUCGUCACACUUUGCUUCCACUCUGGUCUCGCUCCGAGAACGGUUCACUCGAAAAAUGGAAACAUUAUACGUUAGUGGAAGCCCUAGAGAAUGUGGCGGAGAAUGGGACGGUGAUUGUGUGCGCUGCAAGUGAACCAUACUUACCAAUGCUUAAUAAUUGGUUGAUUAGUGUCAAAAGGCUCCAACACCAUCGAAAAGUGCUUGUCAUAGCCGAAGAUUACGCAACACUUUAUAAGAUCAACCGCAAAUGGCCGGGACAUGCCGUCUUGAUUCCUCCUUCGCCCGAUUCACAUCAUGCUUACAAUUUUGGAUCGCGGAAAUUCUUCGGCAUAACGUCUCGAAGGCCUCUCUAUCUACUCCAAAUUUUGGAACUUGGAUACAAUGUAUUUUUCACGGAUGUUGAUUUGGUAUGGAUGGUUGAUCCAUUCCCAUAUUUAGUAGGGAACCAUGACUUGUACAUUGUAGAUGACAUUGAUAAAGUUAAACCAUUCAACCAUUCUCACGACUUACCAAAAUCCGGAAAAGAAGGACGUACACGCAUUUGCAGCGGCCUCAUUUACAUGCGCCCAACAAUCGGGGCGAAGCUGGUCAUGGCUAAGUGGAUUGAAGAGAUUGUUUCCCAUCCUUGGACUAAAGAGAACCAAGCUAACGAUCAACGUCCCUUGAAUUGGGCACUGAUGAAAUCAAUAGGAAAUGUUGAUAUGUAUCUACUUCCUCAAGUAGCAUUCCCUUCAGGGGAUAUAUACUUCAAGAAUACGACGUGGGUGCAAGAAACUAAAGGAAAGCAAGUCGUGAUUCAUAAUAAUUAUGUAAUUGGAGUCAAAAACAAGAUUAAACGCUUUCGAAAAUUUCACCUAUGGCUGGUAGACGACUAUGAGCUUGAGUCCCCUCUAGGUAAAAUAUAG